AUGAAGGCCUUUUCCAUCUCAACCCUUGCGACCCGUGUCGCCGCUCGACCAUGGACCUGCUCGACCUGCCGAAGCCAAUUGGUCCGCAGUAAGACAUUCCAGAACGUCAGAGCAAGGGGCUUCGCCUCGGGGAAGACCUCACGAGGUUCCAAUGGCCGGAGAACAGGCCCCAACCGUGCUGUUCUGUAUGCCUCGGCUGGCGCUGCGACUGUGGGCGCAACCACCCUCGCCUUUACCGACGAUAUCAAGAACAGCUACGAGGCUGCGGAGCGGACAGGCAGAGUCGCAGUUGCGCUCGCCGUGUUUUUCAGUUACCGAACGACGUUGAAUGCUAGAGAGACGACCGUAGACGCGCAAGAGCAAGAUAACCUGCUAAACGCCUGCCAUAAACGAUGCGCCGAACGAACUCUUGUUGUACUAGAAAAGAAUGGCGGAAUCUUUAUCAAACUCGGACAGCACCUGAGCGCCAUGAAUUAUCUCCUACCCCCCGAGUGGACCACCACAUUCAUACCCCUACAGGAUAAAUGCCCUGUUUCGUCGUUUGAUUUGGUUGAGGAAAUGUUUCGCAAGGAUACGGGAGAGGAACUCUGGGACUACUUUUCCGAAUUCGCUUCCGAGCCCAUCGGCGCUGCCUCUCUUGCCCAGGUACAUCUCGCAACGAUAAAGGACUCGGGUCGAAAGGUGGCCGUCAAGGUUCAGCAUCCGGAGCUAGAAGCCUGGGCUCCCCUAGAUCUCGCUCUCACCAGGUACACCUUUUCGACCCUGAAGCGGUUCUUCCCCGAGUACGACCUCGAAUGGCUGUCUUCCGAGAUGGACGUUUCUCUCCCCAAGGAGCUGGACUUUCAAGAGGAGGCCAACAAUGCCCGACGGAUGAAGGAGCACUUUGCAAAGAUUCCUCAUUUGCCGCUAGUUAUCCCAGAGGUGAUAUGGGCCAAGAAGCGAAUCCUGGUCAUGGCCUGCGAGUCUGGACGACGUCUUGACGACCUGGAGUUUCUGGACAGCAACGGCAUUGACCGCGAUGAGGUGUCGGCUACACUAGCUCGCAUCUUCAAUGAGAUGAUCUUUGGCAAUGGCGCACCUCUGCAUUGCGAUCCUCACGGCGGCAACAUUGCCAUCCGCAAGAACACUUCACGUCGAUCUCUCGGACGGGGUCCCAAUUUUGAUAUAAUCCUAUACGACCACGGUCUUUACCGUGAUAUUGAGCUUCCCCUGCGGAGGUCAUACGCCAAGAUGUGGCUCGCGGUCAUUGAUGGUGACAUAGACCGCAUGAAGAAGUACGCUCACGAGGUGGCCGGCAUUGAGGACAAGGACUUUCCCCUAUUUGCGUCCGCCAUCACUGGCCGUGAUUACAGCAUCGUCAGCAAGUCCGGUUCUAUUCUUCAGACUCGCACACCCGAUGAGGAAAAGACUAUGACCGGUGCUCUUCAGGAGGGUCUGAUCGUGGACCUCGUCCAGCUCCUCAGCCGAGUCCCGCGCAUCAUCCUUUUAAUCCUCAAGACAAACGACCUCACUCGCAGUCUGGACGAGAACCUCCAGACGAGACAGGGUCCCAUCCGUUCCUUCAUGAUCCUCGCUAGGUACUGCACCCGCACCGUCUUCCACGAACAACUCGACGAGAUCCACCGAAACGGCUCCUACCUCUGGCCCCUCAACGCCAUACGGGUGUUUGCCGCCUGGGUGGGCUUCAUGCGUGUAGAGGUCAAGCUGGAGGCGUUUGAGCUGUGGUUGUUUGCGAAGAGGAUGCUGGGCCUGCGGAGCGUCGAGUUUUCGGGGGCGGCGUUGUAA
Molecule: messenger RNA, 1785 nt
Organism: Fusarium vanettenii 77-13-4
Lineage: Eukaryota; Fungi; Ascomycota; Sordariomycetes; Hypocreales; Nectriaceae
Exons: 3
Coding region: 1-1785 (594 amino acids)
Biological process (GO): lipid homeostasis; mitochondrion organization
Cellular component (GO): mitochondrial inner membrane
Source: RefSeq, a predicted model, not a curated record